UAGAGUCACCGGGCAGCGGCAGAACAAGGAGCCUGGGCACCUACGGCAGGCUGGCCGGCCCGCUCGGCCCGGCCGGCGUCUUGCAGAAGGGAGGCAUCCGGCGCCGGGCCGGACCCCGUGCCCCGCCGACCGCCGGCUCCGCGGCCAUGAACGCCAAGGUGGUCCUGGCGCUGCUGGUCCUGUCCCUCAUCACCAUCUUCGCCCUGGUCUGCGUCCUGCUGAGCGGCGGGGGCAGGACCGCGGCCCCGCGGCGCUGCCCCGCGGCCCCGGCCCCGCCCCGGCCCCUCCCGGCCGGCGGCUCGUUGUUCGCCGACCUGAGCCCCGAGGAGUUGAACCAGGUGCUGGCCUUCCUGGCCCGGCGGCUGGGGCCGGGGCUGGUGGACGCGUCGGAGGCCGGCCCCGCGGACACCUGCGUGUACUCGGUGGACCUGCAGCUGCCGCCCAAGGCCGCGGCCCUGCGCCACCUGGACGGCGGGGGGCCGCCGCCGCCCCGCGAGGCCCGGGCCGUGGUCUUCUUCGGCCGCCAGCCCCGGGCCAACGUGAGCGAGUUCUUGGUGGGGCCCCUGCCCGGGCCCUCCUACCUGCGGGACGUGACCGCCGCCCGCUACGGGGGGCCCCUUCCGUACCACCGGCGGCCCGUGCUGGGGGCCGAGUUCUCCCAGAUGUGGCGUCACCUGCGCGAGGUUGAGCUGCCCCGGGCCCCCACCCUGCUGGCGGCCAUCUUCGGCUCCGGCCACCCCUCCUUCUCCGCCCAGGGCUCGGCCCCGCGGGGGCUCCGCUCGGGUGACCGGGCCACCUGGUUCGGCCUCUUCCACAACGUGUCCGGCGCCGGCUACUUCCUGCACCCGGUGGGGCUGGAGCUGCUGCUGGACCACGCCGACCCGGACCCCGCCCGCUGGGCCGUGCGCCGCGUCUACUUCGGCGGCCGCUACUACCCGGACCUGGGGCAGCUGGAGCGCGCCUUCGUGGCCGGGCGGGUGGAGGCCGGGCGGGUGGCGGCUCCACCCCCGGGCGGCGGGGCGGCCUCCCUGAGGUCCCGGGGCCCGCCCGGCCCCACGCCCCCUCUGCAGGGUCCGCCCGGCGGGCCCCGCUACCGCGUCCGGGGGAGCCAGGUGGCCACGCGGUCCUGGACCUUCUCCUACGGGCUCGGCGUGAGCACGGGCUUGCGGCUGCUGGACGUCCGGUUCCGCGGGGAGCGGGUGGCCUACGAGCUGAGCGUCCAGGAGGCCCUGUCGGUCUACGGGGCCGGCUCGCCGCGGGCCAUGACCACCCGCUACCUGGAUGGCAGCUACGGGCUGGGCCGCCUGAGCGAGGGGCUGGUGCGGGGGGUGGAUUGCCCCUACACCGCCACGUUCCUGGACGUCCACGUGCUGCUGGGCGAGGGCCGGGCGCGCCGCCUGCCCGGGGCCCUGUGCCUGUUCGAGGAGGCCCCCGGCCGGCCCUUGCGGCGUCACUUGUCGCGGCUGCACAGCGACUACUACGGGGGCUUGGGGGCCACGGCCCUGGUGGUCCGGGCCAUCUCGGCCGUGGGCAACUACGACUACGUAUGGGACUGGGUGCUGCACCCGCACGGGGUGAUGGAGGGCCGCGUCCACGCCACGGGUUACAUCAGCACGGUCUUCCUGGGGGAGCCGACCGGGGGCCUGCGCUUCGGGAACCGUGUCGGGGAGAACGUCCUGGGCCCCGUCCACACCCACAGCUUCCACUUCAAGCUGGACUUGGACGUAGCCGGGACAGAGAACUGGGUGGUGGCGGAGGACAUGGCGUUUGAGCAGAUCGUCGUGCCCUGGAGCCCCGAGUACCAGCUGCACCGUCCGUGGCUGACGCGGGAGACCCUGGAGACGGAGGAGCAGGCUUCCUUCCCGCUGGGGACCCGGCCCCCCAGCUACCUCUACCUGGCCAGCAACCGCACCAACGCCUGGGGCCACCGCCGCGGUUACCGCAUCCAGACCCUCUCCCCGUCCUGGGACCACCUGCCCCAGGCCAGCUCCAUGGAGCGGGCGCUCAGCUGGGCCAGGUACCAGCUGGCCGUGACCAGGAGGAAGGAGGAGGAGCCGGCCAGCAGCAGCAUCUACAACCAGAACGAUCCCUGGACGCCGUCCGUGGCUUUCGCCGACUUCAUCGACAACGAGACCAUCAUGGGGGAGGACCUGGUCGCCUGGGUCACCGCCGGCUUUCUCCACAUCCCUCACGCGGAGGACGUGCCCAACACGGUCACCGUGGGAAACGGCGUGGGCUUCUUUCUCCGCCCUUACAACUACUUCGACGAAGACCCCUCCGCUUCCUCCCCUGACGCUGUCUACUUCCGAGGGGACCAGGAUGCCAGCUCUUGCAGUGUCAACCCGGUGGCCUGCCUGGCGGAGACGGCCGCCUGCGUGCCGGACCUGCCUCCGUUCUCCUACCAUGGCUUCCGGGACCCUUGAGGGACUGGGGCCUGUGUCGGGGGAGGGUCCCGGCGGCUUUUUAAUGCUCGCCCCCACAGUGGACCCCCCCAUCUCCCCCAUUCCCCUGCCCUCCCAGAAAGCCCCCAGCCCUGACCCCAACUCUUUCACCAGGCUCUGCCUAGCACAGAGCUGGCCCUCUGAGGGGACGGAGGUUGGGGGAAGUGAAAGAUGUGGAAACAGAGACCCAGGAAAUGACUUAUUGCCCCUCCAUUCAUUCAUUCAUUCAUUCAAUCGUAUUUAU
Messenger RNA from Tachyglossus aculeatus (Australian echidna), 2685 nucleotides. RefSeq names its product retina-specific copper amine oxidase-like. Gene Ontology annotation, cellular component: plasma membrane. Gene Ontology annotation, molecular function: quinone binding; primary methylamine oxidase activity; copper ion binding. NCBI's taxonomy places the organism in Eukaryota, Metazoa, Chordata, Mammalia, Monotremata, Tachyglossidae. Gene Ontology annotation, biological process: amine metabolic process. Bases 147 to 2423 code for a protein of 758 amino acids. The record is from RefSeq and is a predicted model, not a curated record. The transcript is spliced from 4 exons.